CUGUUAGCGCGUCAUCGAAGGAAACAUGGCGGCGCACAUCACCAGAGCCGUGAGGCGACUUGUUCCUCAGGAGAGCAGUCGGCUCCCGCCUGCAUCCUGGCUGCUCCAUGCCGAAGCACGGCGUUCUCACCAUCACUCAGCAGGCCCCUCGCUGCGCUACAUACCCCGCAGGGCGGUUCUCUACUGUCCCGGCAAUGACGAGCGAAAAUUAAGGAAGCUGGCGUCGCUGGACGUCGACUGCGCCGUCUUGGACUGUGAGGAUGGCGUGGCCCUCGGCAAAAAGACUGAGGCCAGGGAGACCAUUCCCAGGAUGCUGGCGGAGCUGGACCUGGGCCGGACGGAGAAGUGUGUGAGGGUGAACUCGGUGUCCAGUGGCCUAGCCGAGGCUGACCUGCAGGUCAUCCUGCAGGCUGAGGUUCUCCCUCCUGCCAUCAUGUUGCCCAAAGUGGAGGACACGCAGGAGGUGCAGUGGUUUGUUGGCAGGUUUCAGCACAACUUGAAAGGACGGGCACUGACGGAGCCCAUUCGCCUGGUCACCUUUGUGGAAACCGCUGUGGGCCUGCUCAAUUUUAAGGCGGUGUGUGAGGAAAUCCGUCGACUCGCUCCUGGGGCUGGUCUCCACCACGACGGCGUGGUGUUUGGCUCCGAUGACUUCUGCGCCAGCAUAGGUGCCACGCGGACUGAAGAUGCCAGGGAGCUCCUUUAUGCGAGGCAGAAGGUGGUCGUGACCACCAAAGCGUUCGGUCUGCAGGCCAUCGACCUGGUCCACAUUGACUACAAAGACGUGGAGGGGCUGAGGCGGCAGGCCAGAGAGGGGGCUCUCAUGGGCUUUACAGGUAAGCAGGUCAUCCACCCAGGGCAGAUCCAGGCUGUGCAGGAGGAGUUCUCCCCCAGUCAAGAGAGGGUCCAGUGGGCCAAAGAGCUCAUUGCUGCUUUUGACCAACACCAAAAGGAGGGAAAGGGCGCGUUCACAUUCCGCGGCAGCAUGAUCGACAUGCCCUCGGUGAAGCAGGCCCGGAACAUCCUCACGCUGUCCGCCGCGGUGCCGGAGAACCAACGACACGACUGACCCGUGGGACGAGAGAAAGGCCAGAAGGAAGAGGGAGCCGUUGCAGGUUUCACAACGACACAUGGAAAGCCUGUGACCUGUGCGGACGUUGGUUUUAAUUUAAGUUUUUAAUAAUUGUGGGAAUUCUUUGACUGUGAUUUUGCUGCUGUGGUCCUGUUUAUGUUUCAAAUACACCUUCGGAUGUUUUUCAGCUACAUAAAAUCUGCACAUAUAGUCGCAGCAGCCUCUCGAAGUAAACUUUGGCACACUCUGCAGUGUUUGUGUGCGAUCAUGUCAUUCUCCAGCGUGUGUGCCCAUGCCUCCCAUCUCUCUGAGGUCCCGAUGAAUGCUCUCCCAUCCCCACGGUCCCGGCAGCUGGGCGAAAGGGUAAACAAACACAACAAGCCACUGUUGCGGAUCUAUUCAUUAAGCCCCCAGUCCUCCAGUCAGGCCUCGGCCCCCACUGCCUAUAGGCCUGACUAGCAGACUUCAAAGUCUUAGAAAAACAACAAAACAGACCCAGAUGGAAGUGCGUAAACUCACGAUUUAGCCAUUUUUUUGUGUGUGUGUCAGCCUCCUUAGUAAAGACAUGCAGCUCGCCCUGUGGCAGCUGUGAGCCUGCGGUCUUGAUGGAGAAGGCGUGUGGCGUCGGACACACCACGACCUGUGUGAAAAAGUAAACACCGCACACACACACACACACACACACACACACACACACCGGGGUUCUUUACCUGAUCUCUCAUUUAGGGCUAAAGAGUUAAUGCUCAGCUAUCGUUUCCGAGUUGUGGUUUUUCAUCAGCAUCUUCCUCUUCCACAUUUUCACAUAAAAAAAAAAAAAAAAAUACUUUUGGGGGGUUCAGGUCGUGGCGUCCAAAAAUGUAAAAGUACAACGGGGCUCUGUGGAGCGCUUCGUGCAUGUUCUGACUUCCAGAGACAGUGAAGUGGGUGUGAUGUUGGAGUGAGACAGAUUAGUGGCCAUGUUGCUCCAGCAGACCGGGGCCCAGGCUUUGUCUCUCCGACUGUGGAUGGGAGGAUAAUUGGGGGGGUGUUGAAUGGUUAAUAGUGCCAUUGGUGACCAUGGUAAUGAAAAGGCACCGUGCCUCCCCUACCCCACCUCGUCCACUCAUCUCUCCCCCUCUCUCAGUACUGUAUGAUCUAUUGUGUCUGGGGCAGGGCUGUGGUCUGUGCCAGGCCAGGCCAGACAAAAAAACAAAAAAAAGAUCGAAGCCACUCCUGUGCCCUCGCCAAAGAGCCCAACAGUAAGCUGUCUCUUUGGCAUUUGGCCAAAUAUUUCUCUCACCCCUGUUUUUUUUUUUCCUGUCAGUCAGGAAUUCACGUCCAGCUUUUUUAUCUGUUUGUUUGUUUUCGCCCAAUCUACCACUGCGCCCUGAGGCCGGUGGACAAAACUGCCACUAUGUGUGACUUUCAUAAAUAAAUCCACAAACUUUGUUUUGGGUGUAGAGCCGGUUUGCGAGGCUCUGCGGAACUUUUGAGAUAGAUGUUGGAUAAGCCGUAUCUCAAACUCAAGUCUGCUUAAAUGGUGUAAUAUUUAAAAGAGAUGUUUCUUCUACUUGUACAUAACAUCAUUUGUAGAUUGUGAGUAACCUGUACUGAUUGCUGAAACCAUUAUCUGUCUUGUUUUGGGAUUAUGAAGCACUUUCGUCAUUUGUUGCAGUCCGACCUGAAAUGAAUGCAGAUGGAGUCUCACAAUGAAAAUUGUCUUAUGAUUUGAAAGAAUUAAAGUGCGGUCCAAAUUGUUGAAACCAUAUCAUACAAAUAAAGAGCAUGUUUGGCGGUUUCCACCUCAUUUGAUUUCAUCUUUGACACCUAGU
This is a messenger RNA of Anoplopoma fimbria (sablefish), 2883 nucleotides long. It is a transcript of the gene clybl, whose product is annotated as citrate lyase beta like. Lineage: Eukaryota; Metazoa; Chordata; Actinopteri; Perciformes; Anoplopomatidae. Gene Ontology annotation, molecular function: (S)-citramalyl-CoA lyase activity. The transcript has 8 exons. Gene Ontology annotation, biological process: regulation of cobalamin catabolic process. Bases 26 to 1069 code for a protein of 347 amino acids. The record is from RefSeq and is a predicted model, not a curated record.